CAGCUUAGUCGUGUUCCAGUAACGCUUCCGCGCACACCAAAUCCAAUUCAGUACCAAUUCAGUACCAAUAUCCCAAUCAGCGUAAGGACGCAGCAGACAGCCGUCGUCCCGCCCCACCAAUCAGAUAGUCAAGUCCAAUCAGAAGUGCAUUCAAUACAAUCAGUAUGUCCGCUAGGAUCCUGGAGGACUCGCCCAACGCGCGCAUCAACAAGACGAUCCUCGAUCGCUACCUCUCGCUGCCGCUGCAGGAGAACAUCGUCCAGGCCACCUACGUGUGGAUCGAUGGCACCGGCGAGGAUCUGCGCUGCAAGGACCGCACCCUCGACUUCAUUCCCCAGAGUCCCAAGGAGCUCCCCGUUUGGAACUACGAUGGAAGCUCGUGCUACCAGGCCGAGGGAUCCAACUCGGACACCUACCUGUACCCGGUGGCCAUCUACAAGGAUCCCUUCCGGCGCGGCAACAACAUCCUGGUGAUGUGCGACACCUACAAGUUCGAUGGCACCCCCACGGACACCAACAAGCGCAAGACCUGCCUGGAGGUGGCCAACAAGUGCGCCGCUGAGGAGCCCUGGUUUGGCAUUGAGCAGGAGUACACCUUCCUCGACUUCGAUGGCCAUCCAUUGGGCUGGCCCAAGAACGGCUUCCCCGGACCACAGGGACCCUACUACUGCGGCGUUGGUGCCAACAAGGUCUACGCCCGCGACAUUGUGGAUGCCCACUACCGCGCCUGUCUGUACGCCGGAAUCAAGGUGUCCGGCACCAAUGCCGAGGUGAUGCCCGCCCAGUGGGAGUUCCAGGUGGGACCCUGCGAGGGCAUCUCCAUUGGCGAUGAUCUCUGGAUGGCCCGUUUCCUCUUGCACCGCAUCUCCGAGGAGUUUGGCAUUGUGUCCACUCUGGAUCCCAAGCCGAUGCCUGGCGAUUGGAACGGUGCUGGUGCCCACACCAAUGUGUCCACGAAGGCGAUGCGCGAGGAUGGCGGCAUCCGGGACAUCGAGAAGGCGGUGGCCAAGCUGUCCAAGUGCCACGAGAGGCACAUUCGCGCAUACGAUCCCAAGCAGGGCCAGGACAACGCCCGUCGUCUGACCGGAAAGCACGAGACGAGCUCCAUCAACGAUUUCAGUGCCGGCGUGGCCAAUCGCGGAUGCAGCAUACGCAUUCCCCGCGGCGUCAACGAUGAUGGCAAGGGCUACUUCGAGGAUCGCCGGCCCAGCUCCAACUGCGAUCCCUACUCCGUGGUGGAGGCCAUCUUGCGCACCAUCUGCCUGGACGAAUAGGACGGGGGCAUACAUGUGUACCUAUGUCCAGAAUUGUUGUUAUCGAUUUAUAGCUUGUUGUUAAACCACCUUUUGAUCCAAUGAUCCAAUGAUCCACUGACCCACGAACACCCGAUCACCUGAACACCUGAACACCGAACGCGAAGUUAUAUGCAUAACGUAGACUUAGUUUUUACCUAACGUAUUCCCCACAACAAAACCCAGAACUAGAAUCCUAAGGCAGCCCUCCUCUUACUGAUAUUUCCAACGAUUUUUUUUCUUUUUUUUUGUAGCUGCUGUUAUUUAGGUUUUAGUGUGAGUUUUUUUUUUGUGACCAAUAAAAUAUAUUAAUAUGGUCAGCGAUGAAGUGAAGAGGAGCAAGAACCCAAAAAGACAUCCCCACGAAAAAAAAAAGAAAACAAAGCUCUAGUAUCAAAAAAAUCCCUUGAGACCCUGAAAAAAAAAAAACACCCAGCCCCCUACUUGUUAAUGAUAUUAAAUAAUUAACUUUAAUCCUAAACUACAUACAUAUACUCUCUAGUUAAGUAAAUGCACUAAAAAAUAAAAAAAAAUACACAAUACAAAAUGGGGAUUUCCUUCAA
This is a messenger RNA of Drosophila yakuba, 1855 nucleotides long. RefSeq names its product glutamine synthetase 2 cytoplasmic (gene Gs2). Gene Ontology annotation, molecular function: glutamine synthetase activity. NCBI's taxonomy places the organism in Eukaryota, Metazoa, Arthropoda, Insecta, Diptera, Drosophilidae. The transcript is spliced from 5 exons. The record is from RefSeq and is a predicted model, not a curated record. Gene Ontology annotation, cellular component: cytoplasm. Bases 165 to 1274 code for a protein of 369 amino acids.